Aureobasidium pullulans EXF-150 is the source of this 1623-nucleotide messenger RNA. Its product is annotated as putative pantothenate transporter. The transcript has 4 exons. Gene Ontology annotation, cellular component: membrane. The record is from RefSeq and is a predicted model, not a curated record. NCBI's taxonomy places the organism in Eukaryota, Fungi, Ascomycota, Dothideomycetes, Dothideales, Saccotheciaceae. The coding region runs from base 1 to 1623 and encodes 540 amino acids. Gene Ontology annotation, molecular function: transmembrane transporter activity. Gene Ontology annotation, biological process: transmembrane transport.
AUGGCCUCCAAACAAGAGUUUGAGGUUACAGCCGACAGCAAGACCCCGUCGGAAGUUGACGAGGCAUCCGACAGAAGCUCCAUUGAUGCCAGAAAUCCUUUCAAGGAUCCAAAGGUCGCCGAGUAUUAUCGCAACCUGUACGAGGAAGCGGAAUACGAGUCUCGAGAGGCCUUUGACCCAGAAAUUGAAUGGACAGCAGCAGAAGAAAAAGGUCUUGUGAGACGUCUAGACUGGCAUGUCUGCCUUUGGGCAUGUGUCAUGUUCUUUGCUCUGCAGCUUGACCGCGGAAACAUCUCACAAGCUCUGUCGGACAACAUGCUCGACGACCUUGGCUUGACUACUAAUGAGUACAACUAUGGCCAGACUUUGUUCAAAUUGUCGUUCAUGGCAGCUGAAGUCCCAUCGCAGCUUGUUUCUAAGAAGCUGGGACCGGACCGAUGGAUCCCCAUUCAAAUGAUGCUUUGGUCAAUCGUUGCUGCUGCCCAAGCUGGUCUCAACGGCCGCUCUAGCUUUUACGUUUGCCGAUGCCUCAUUGGUGUUCUCGAGGGUGGUUUUAUCCCAGACCUCGUGUUGUGGCUUUCGUACUUCUACACCAGUACUGAACUGCCUAUCAGAUUGAGUUUCUUCUGGACAGCCUUGAACUUGACCACUAUCGUCGCAUCGCUUCUAGCGUUUGGAAUCUUCCAUCUCGACAACGCUCAUGGUCUUGCAGGCUGGAGAUGGCUUUUCUUGAUUGAGGGACUGAUGACCUUUGCCAUCGGUGUCGCUUCCGUCUUCCUCAUGCCCGCUUCAGCCGUGCAGACCAAGACUUGGUUCCGUCCUAAGGGCUGGUUCACGGACCGUGAAGUUAAGAUCGUCGUCAAUCGCGUCUUGAGAGAUGACCCGUCUAAAGGCGACAUGCACAACAGACAAGCAAUCACAAUCAGACGUCUAUGGCAAUCUCUAUCCGACUACGAUUUGUGGCCUAUCUAUGCGCUCGGCCUUGUUGUCUUCAUUCCUGCCACUCCAAUUACCAACUAUCUCACCUUGACGCUCCGACAACUCGGCUUCAGCACGUUCAACACCAACCUCCUCACAAUUGUACCCAAUGCCGUCACCAUCAUCACCUUGCUCGGUAUCACCUGGCUCAGCGAGAAAGUCAAAGAGCGCUCUUUUAUCGCCGCUAUACAAAACAUUUGGAUGUUACCUUGCUUGAUUGCACUGCGCUGGUGGCCUGGCUCAGGCACGGAUCCGUGGGGUACCUAUGCGCUAUUGGUGGUCCUCCUCGGCUACCCUUACUGCCACGCUAUCCUCGUCGCCUGGACAUCGCGCAAUGCCGGUUCAGUACGCACGCGCACAAUCUCUGCCGCUGUAUACAACAUGUCAGUGCAGGCCGGAGGUGUGAUAGGCAGUAACGUCUAUCGCCAGGACGAUAAGCCACUAUAUCAUCGUGGCAAUAUGCAGCUGGUUGCUGUAAACUGUUUGGCCAUUGCACUGUACGCACUGGCUAAAACAUACUAUAUCUUCAGGAACAAGCAGAGGGAGAAGAAGUGGAGUGCUAUGACUCAGGAGCAGAGGAACGAUUAUGUUUCCAACACUACUGAUCAGGGUAACAAGAGACUGGACUUCCGCUUCGCUCAUUAG